UUUUUGAUGAAAUCAGGAAAAAGAUUGUAUUCGAAUCAACGCAAUUAGAAUGCUAACUUUAAUAACUAAAUCUUAUACACUCAAAUGUGCAUAUGACACAGUUACAUCAUGUACAAAAAUAUUGAAAAGAAAUUGUAUGGAAAAUCACCCUUAUAAACAUAUUCAUCCUUGGAAAUCAAUUAAACAAUUUUCGGAUGAUCUUUUAAACAGUAUAGUUUAUAAUAAAGGUAAUACACUUAACAUAAACUUAUGUCUUCAGGUUUCAAGUUUUAAUUUUGAUUUUAUAGAUGGAUUAGUAGUAUUGAAUAAACCAUACGGGGUAAGACGAACUCUUGACACAAGCACAAUAAAUGUACGAAAUAAUGUACCCAAUGGUAUAGAUUAUACAUUAAAUGAUGCUUUACCUUAUAUAGCUAAACAAUUGAAUUAUUUAAAUUUAACUAUAAUUAGAUGUCCUGAAAUGUAUAUGAGUGGUAUUGCAUUACUAGCAGCAAAUGAGCGUGUUCAUAAUGCUAUAGAACUUGCAUAUGUUCGUUCUCACUUUCAAGUAAACACUUAUUGGAUAAUUACAGUCGGUGUACCAAAACAAUUGCAAGGUCAGAUCAAUAUGGGAAUAAAAGCAAUUUCAGAUCCUCAAUUUAAACGCAGAAAGAUAAUUCUUACGUCAUCAUGGUCUAAUAAUGAAAAAAAGCAACGCAAGAUAAAACUGUUAAAAACAGAAUACAAGGUGUUAUCCAACUCUAUACUUAAUUUGUGUUCUCUAAUUGAAUUAAAAUCAUCCACUCAUGCUAAACAUGCUAUUAGACUGUUUGCUGCUACACAUCUGUAUUCUCCAGUUCUAGGAGAUAAUAUUUAUGCAUCUCGGAUUCAGAAAAUAGGGAAUACUUAUGUAAGAGCUGACCCAUUUCUUAGUUGUCCUGGACUACCAAAAUUGGAUACAAGACUUCUGCGAUUGUUAAAUGUAAGACAUAGUCAACAAGAAAUUAUUCCUGCUCACAUUCAUUUAAAGUCAGUAGUUCUACCACAAUUUUUUGGAGAAACUUUAACAAUUGAAUCUCCUUUAAUGCCACAUUUUGAUUGGACAUGUAAACAGCUUGAUUUUAAACAUUUAAUUCCACUAAUGUCUUAUAAAUCAGAAUCAGCAUUAUAAAUACAAUGAUUUAA
Molecule: messenger RNA, 1164 nt
Organism: Bombus pascuorum
Lineage: Eukaryota; Metazoa; Arthropoda; Insecta; Hymenoptera; Apidae
Product: pseudouridylate synthase RPUSD4, mitochondrial-like
Exons: 3
Coding region: 50-1150 (366 amino acids)
Biological process (GO): pseudouridine synthesis
Molecular function (GO): pseudouridine synthase activity; RNA binding
Source: RefSeq, a predicted model, not a curated record